GAAAAUCAAACGCAGAACGUUGUUGGUUCAGGGUGGAGAAAUAAAGCUGUGUGUAACUUGGGAAUUAGCAGUAUCGGAAUUAAUAUUUCAGCAUUGCACCUGCUAACCAGCUAAAAACGGAGACGACAAUCAAAGAUAAAAAUCUUAAAAAGAUGGAGUCACAAUUAAAGAACACAAACCCAAGGAUGAAGGAGCACAUCCAGCGAGACCACACCGCUAAUAGACUACCUAAUACUAAAGCGGUCAAUAAAGAAAAUACCAGACCAGAAAAGCAAUGGAACAGACCUACCGUUAAGGAACCCCCAAAACAAAAAGCGGUAAAAUUGGAGCCCAUGCAGUCUUCCAACCAUGCAGUUAACAAAGAAGCGCCUGUGAAGAAGGAAGGUGGAGAUUCACAUAGGCAGGUGGAUGAAGGAAAUCAAGUGGGAAACACAGCGUUCAAAAAUCCUGCUGAAAUGAGGAGACGUACAACCCUGAGCUACUCUUUCCUGUCUCAUAGAAACAAUCAGCAGAAGCAGCUCAUUGAGGGGAAGAGUGCCAACCCAAAGCCCGCUGUGCCCUGUGCCUCCAAACCAGUCUUGGGUGCCUACAGAGGCAAGGUUGUCCAAUCAAAAGUCAGCUCUUUUAGGAAGCCAGCAACUACUGGUGAAGAGAAGACUCAACCUGAAGUGAAGGCUGUUGCCUCUAAACCAAUUGCACAGAAAACGAAUGCAGCGAGCAAUGGGAAAGCUUCAGUGCAGAAGCCAGGGAUUGAUGCCCCAACAACCUCUGCCCAGGCAGCCAAGUCGACUGUUACAAACAUGCAAAAAGGGCAAAUCGCAGAACUGCCCUUAGGAGGAAAUGUUUUCCAACAGAAGGAGCCUAAAGCAACCAACAUUUUGGCUGUUAGCAGGCCGGUUAGCAGUAGCACCGCAGGUCCCGCGCCACAGCCAAGGUUGCCAGUGACGAUGAAGAAAAAUGACUCUCUGCCAAAAGAGAACCCCAAGACCUCUGAGGCCUCAAGUCAAAAUAGAGGAAAGCCAUCGAACACUGUCCUAAGCAGUAAAUACAAGAUCAAAAAAGAAACCGCAGAAGAGCGCAGAUUAAGGCUGGCUGAGUGGUUGGCUACAAAAGGCAAAACUCUGAAGAGACCAUCCAUGGUACUGCAGGCGGGUGCCACCCUGAAGCAGGCUCCUAAAAAAGAACCAAUAACUUCAUUAAAUACAACUAUGGAGAUGGACGAUAACGAUGAACAGGAUCUGCCUGUUUUAGCUGAGGAAACUAAUGAGCCACUUGACAAGUUAUGUUGUGCACUAGCAGAUAUGUUGACUACUUCAAAAUCCAAUACUGAUGGACAGAGAGGAGGCAGUGAGAGCGAGGAGAGCACUGGGAUGGAUCAGAAAGACUCUGUGAAAGCUGAAGAGAAAGACCUGAAACUGGAGCCUCACUCCCAGAGUCCAGCCCAGGCAGAGAAGCACACCUUGAAAGUGGAGAAGCAGUGCAAAGAAGAGAAUGAAUCUGAUGAGGAUGAAGAGAUAGAUGAGAAAACACACGACCUGGCAAUGAAAACUCCUGGAAAAGAUACUGCGACUGCUUCUGUGGUUAAAUACAACGUAAAGACAACACCCUACUUGCAAAGUGUAAAGAAGAGGAUUCAGGGUGAAGGAAGUAAGAGUGCUAUAAAGGAUCUGAAGUUCUUAACCCCUGUGCGACGCUCCCAGAGAAUCAACCGCAUGUCCUAUCGGCUUCCAGAGAUGCUGAUGGACCACGAUCCCUGUGUUUCAUCUUUGGCGGAGCUGGCUGGCUUGGAUGGUGAAGCUAAUGCCUACAUCUACAGGCAGAACCCUGCGCUACAAGAGGUCGCAAGGUUGUGUGCUGCAACAGACGAAAUGAGUCCCAGAUUGUCUCUUAUGUAAUCAACACAACGGUCCCUUUUUUAUGUUGGUAUUUAUGUACAAUUUAACUGGCUUGCGGAAGUAACAAGAACUUUAAUGCACCACACUAACAGAUCAAAUAAUAUAAAUGAAAAAACCCACGCUUGAAGGUUUUUCUCAUUAGAGAUAUGUCUUUGCACAGUAAUUAUUCUUUUUUACACAAUCUAUGCUGUUCAUUCUAUAGUCUGAAACCUGAUGGUUGUAAUUUGCAUAAAAAAUGUAAAAUACUGCAAGAACUAGCAUUGUAAGGACAGAAAAAUGCAUGAGAAGGAGAGAAAUUAGAAUGUAAGAAACAAAAACUCUGAUGUAACACUAUACUGUAAUGGGCAAAGGGUUAGCAGACCAAUGAUUUACUCUUAAUGGUGGUUAUAUUGCAAAUAUUACAACUGGGUAUUUACCACUAGUGUUACAGAAAGCUAGCAAGAUGUCUUGUGCCAUCCUGGUUUUGAACCCAAUCUAUGCAUCAAAAGACCGCCCUUUGGUUUUGGUGGCUGAAUUUUUGUGAAGGGGUUGGGCCACUAAGGAACCAUUUGUUUUUGCAGUAAAAAGGGGUUUUGGGAGUGUUAUCCUUUAACUGAUGAAAGGGAGGGGGAGAAGUGGUUGUUCAGUUAAUGUUGUCUGCUUUCAUUUAUGUGUUCACCAUGUUCUGUUUUCUUUUUUUUUUUUACGUGUUUUAAUGUUAGGUACUAAAUUGGUAAUAUGUAUUUUAAGCAAACUAAAGAUUGUUGUCGAAAUGUGAAUUGUACGGCUUCUGUUGCAGUCUGGUCUGUCUUCCUGAAAGAUAUAUUCACAGAAACAGUUCAUGACAAUUAUAUUCUUGUUUGUCUUGUCUGGUUAAGUUUGCAGUGUGCAUCUUUGUACAGCAAAGCUGUUGUUUCACAUGAAACAGGUCUGCAUGGACCAAUUUACAAAUCCUAAAAAUAUGGGUGAGUCUGCUCUUCUCUGGGUAGUAUUGAAAAUGCUCUUCUAUACUAAAUAAAAGGUAAUUGAACAAUG
Messenger RNA from Polyodon spathula (Mississippi paddlefish), 2909 nucleotides. RefSeq names its product cytoskeleton-associated protein 2-like. Gene Ontology annotation, biological process: negative regulation of microtubule depolymerization. Gene Ontology annotation, cellular component: microtubule cytoskeleton. NCBI's taxonomy places the organism in Eukaryota, Metazoa, Chordata, Actinopteri, Acipenseriformes, Polyodontidae. The record is from RefSeq and is a predicted model, not a curated record. The transcript is spliced from 8 exons. Bases 153 to 1895 code for a protein of 580 amino acids.